This is a messenger RNA of Kogia breviceps (pygmy sperm whale), 1319 nucleotides long. It is a transcript of the gene RGS2, whose product is annotated as regulator of G protein signaling 2. Lineage: Eukaryota; Metazoa; Chordata; Mammalia; Artiodactyla; Physeteridae. The record is from RefSeq and is a predicted model, not a curated record.
AGUAGCCUCAGUCGGAAAACGAUAAUGCCAAGUGCUAUGUUCGUGGCUGUCCAGCACGACUGCGGACCCAUGGACAAGAGCGCAGGCACCGGUCCCAAGAGCGAGGAGACGCGGGAAAAGAUGAAGCGAACCUUAUUAAAAGAUUGGAAGAGCCGUUUGAGCUACUUCUUGCAAAAUUCCUCCUCUCCUGGGAAGCCCAAAACCGGCAAGAAAAGCAAACAGCAAACCUUCACCAAGCCUUCUCCCGAGGAAGCACAGCUGUGGUCAGAAGCAUUUGAUGAGCUGCUAGCCAGUAAAUAUGGUCUUGCUGCAUUCAGGGCUUUUUUAAAAUCUGAAUUCUGUGAAGAAAAUAUUGAAUUCUGGCUGGCCUGUGAAGACUUCAAAAAAACCAAGUCACCCCAAAAGCUGUCCUCAAAAGCAAAGAAAAUAUAUACUGAUUUCAUAGAAAAAGAAGCUCCAAAAGAGAUCAACAUAGACUUUCAAACCAAAACUCUGAUUGCCCAAAACAUACAAGAGGCUACAAGUGGCUGCUUUACAACUGCCCAGAAAAGGGUGUACAGCUUGAUGGAGAACAAUUCUUAUCCCCGUUUCUUGGAGUCAGAAUUCUACCAAGACUUGUGUAAAAAGCCACAGAUCACCACAGAGCCCCAUGCUACCUGAGAUGAAAAAGGGAGCCCAGAAACGAGGACAUUUCAUUUUUUUCCUAAGGGGAAAGGCUGUCACCUGCCAAAAAGACUGACCUUGAAUUCAGCCUGGGUGUUCAGGAAACAUCACUCGGAACUAUUGAUUCAGAGUUGGGUAGUGAAUCAGGAAGCCAGUAGCUGUGUGGGAGAAGCUGGUACUGGGUCAGCUUCCGUAACUGAUGGAGCACAGGGAAAGCGUGGUCUAAACAUGACGCGUCUCGCGCUGGAAAAGCAGGAGCUUGAGACUGAAAGAUAACGACGUAACCCUAUUGGUCCAGAAGCAUUUACAAUCAAUAGGUCUGGGGUUAUGUGGCCUUAGUGAGCUGGGUGUACACUUUUCCCUAAAUCAGUCCUUGUUACCACAUCGUGGUUUAGCUGUAGUCUCUUUAGUACUAGGUAACACAUGUGUACUGUGUGCAAAGGGUAUUGAAGUUCCUGUGACUACAGAUCAUCAGUACUAUUGUCUGACGUAACUCUAAAGCAGUCUGUUUGAAUUGUCAAUCGCUGUGUGUAACAGAAUGAGUGCUGUUGUGUAGAAAACGACAAUGUCCAUUAUGAGUGCCAAAACUGUCCUGAUGGCAGCUAAACUUUGAAGUGGUCUUUGAGUACUUUUAAUAAAUUUAUUUUGAUAAAUAA